Papaver somniferum (opium poppy) is the source of this 1194-nucleotide messenger RNA. Its product is annotated as protein SYM1-like. NCBI's taxonomy places the organism in Eukaryota, Viridiplantae, Streptophyta, Magnoliopsida, Ranunculales, Papaveraceae. The record is from RefSeq and is a predicted model, not a curated record. Gene Ontology annotation, cellular component: cytoplasm; membrane. The coding region runs from base 171 to 854 and encodes 227 amino acids. The transcript has 6 exons.
UAAUUUUGUUAUGGGCAGGCAGGCAUAAAGGGUGUAACAACAAGGAGAGGCGUCUGGAAAAUAUCUUUACCCAAUAUAAAAUGAGUAUAAUUAAUCAGAAUCAGAGAGUUUGACUAGAUUUUCCUGUCUGCUUCAGCAAAACUCACUCUCGCCUCCUCUGAAAAAUAAAAAUGGAUGCUCUAAGUGGCAGCAAUGGUGGGUUUUGGUGGAAAUUCCAUUUGAAUUCCAAACGUGGUCGCAAUUCCAAUUCUCGUAGAAACUCGCAAUCCGGUGGCUCCAGUGGAGGUGGCGGCGGCGGCAGAACGAACUACAGAUUUCCAUUGAAACAAGCUGUUACGGCUAGUUGUCUAGCACUUACUGGUGAUACCAUUGCUCAAGUGACUACUCAUUUUAAGGAUCUUCAUCGUAACGAUGAUGAUAAGAACAACAACAACAAGGAUGUCCUGUCAUCUCUAUUGUCAAAGCAUGACUGGCUUCGAUCACUUCGGAUGAGUACAUAUGGUUUUUUCCUGUAUGGUCCAGGCUCUCAUGCGUGGUAUCAAUACCUAGAUUACUCUUUGCCUAAGCAAUCCGUACAAAAUUUCUUGCUAAAGGUUACUUUAAAUCAAGUAGUUCUUGGUCCAAUUGUCAUUGCUGUUGUUUUUGCUUGGAACAAUUUAUGGGUUGGAAAACUCAAAGAGCUUCCUAACAAGUACCAGAAGGAUGCGCUUCCUACGCUACUCUAUGGAUUUAGGUUUUGGAUUCCAGUCAGUGUACUAAACUUCUGGCUGGUUCCUCUUCAGGCCCGGGUCGGAUUCAUGUCUACCGCCUCCAUAUUUUGGAACUUCUAUCUGUCAUCGACGAUGAUCAAGUAGUAAUCUGUUCUGAGCCAUUUAAAUUAUGAGAACUUGAGAUACAGACCUUCAAAACUGUGUUGAAGUGGAAUAGAUAAGCAUGAUUGUUAUUGCACCUGCUCAAGAUUAGCAACAUCUCUUUUUCAAAAAGAUUAGCAACAUCUAUCAUGACUUUUAACCUUGCUAACUAUUUGGGGAAAUUGUUAUCAUUUCAUUUUUGUCUUUGGAAAGGCGUAAGCAUUCUUUGUUUUUCUAUAUUAACUGGUGUAAAUGCAGCAAAUGCUCAUCUUUUGUAAGCAUCAUGUACCCAGAAUCUUGUUGAAAAAUAAAAGAACGCAUUUUAAGAUAUUGGAUGAUCUUG